AUGGGAGGCCUCUGGCCUUGGGUGCUGGGUCUGGUCUCUUUGCCAGGUUUGAUCCUAGGAGCACCCUCAGCCUCCAGCUGCUCAGAAGCCUGUGGAACCAGCUUCUCGGAGGGCCUCAACCCCGAGGGGACCCAGACAUCCUGGGACAAGGACAUCCCUGCGAUUAACCAAGGGCUCAUCCCAGAGGAAACCCCAGAGAGCAGCUUCCUCCUCGAGGGGGACAUCCUCCGGCCGAGUCCCUUGCGGCUGUUCUCAACUACCAGCAACAAGUGGCCCAAGAAUGGGGAGGUCGUGGAGGUCCCCUUCCUGAUCUCCAGCAGAUACGAUAAAGCCAGCCGCGACAUCUUCCUAAAGGCAUUUGCUGAGUUUGAACGCUUCACAUGCGUCAGGUUUGUUGCCUACCAGGGCCAAAGAGACUUCAUUUCCAUCGUCCCCAUGUCUGGGUGUUUCUCCAGCGUGGGACGCAGCGGAGGGAUGCAGGUGGUAUCCCUGGCACCUACGUGUCUCCAGAAGGGCCCAGGCAUUGUCCUGCAUGAGCUCAUGCACGUACUAGGCUUCUGGCAUGAGCACUCACGGGCUGACCGGGACCACUAUAUCCGUGUCAACUGGAAUGAGAUCCUUCCAGGCUUUGAAAUCAACUUCAUCAAAUCUCGGAGCAGCAACAUGCUGGUGCCCUAUGACUACUCAUCAGUGAUGCACUAUGGGAGGCUUGCCUUCAGCCGGCGUGGGCUGCCCACCAUCACACCGCUCUGGGCUCCCAGUGUCCACAUUGGCCAGCGAUGGAACCUGAGCACCUCGGACAUCAUACGGGUCCUCAGGCUUUAUGACUGCAGCCCAAGUGGCCAAAGUCCCCGUGGGAGAGGGUUCCAGCCCCACAGCGAUGGUAGGAGCCCUACUCCUGCUUCUAGACCAUACCUGCAGCAGCUUCUGAAGGCAUUGUCAGCAGAAUCUGGGCGCCCCGACCCCAGUGGCUCCAAGGCUAGAGCCCAGCGCAUUGUUGCAGGGCCUGGAGAGAGCCCACGUAGCUGGAAGCUCCCUGCGCUGAGAAAGUUGGGUGUGGGGGCCUCUGCAAGGCUGCUUCAGACCCCAGCUUCCUCCCUAAACUCCAGGCCUGGAGCAGACGUUCCUGGUUUGGCUCUAGAGAGGUCCUGGCUGGCCCAAGUGCCCUCUGUACCACUCACUGCUUCUCCAGAAGCAGAAGACCAGCCAGGACCCAUCCAGGAGGCUUUGGGGAGCAGCUCUCCCAGGAGUACAUGUACCUGAAAGUCCUUUCAGGGGGAUGUGCAGAAGUUGAGCCUGUGGCUUAUGUCCCCAAGUGCGAAGGCCAUCUCCGUCUAGAGUAGCCCCUAGCCCCCUCCGGGCAGUACCCUGUCUUCCAGCCCCAAUCUGGCUACCCUGUGUGAGGCCUGGGACUCUCCCUCUGCCCCUUUCUUCUCCAUGUGUUCUCCUAAGGGCUUCUAGGGACUAGGGGCUUCUAAGGGACUUCUAGGUUUAUCCGGGGAAGGUAGGCCAGUCAAGAGCUGCCUGGUUCUGCCUGCUUUCAACUUCUGCCCUAGUCCCGGAGGCUGCUGGGAAGGGGAGGUGACAUUCUCUAGGGCUCCAGGGCCAGGGGUCUGGAAAGGGGGGCAGAGGCAGGCUCCAGCCCUGAAGUCCCCUGGGAAUCAUUCUGUAGGUGAGUCACAGCCUUCCCAGCAUGCUAAGGUACUGCCUCUGUCUCUCCCUUGGGCCAGGACUUGCAGGGGAGCCCAUGGCUCGUGGGAGAAGUCUCCCAUCCCUGAUGUCUGGGUGCUAGGAGUGUUGUCCUGCGGCUGUAACCUGCAGCCCUAUUCCCCAGGAGGCUUUCAGCUUGCUCCCCUGCAGUGCAGGAAGGUUCUAGAGGCAGGGAUGCCACUCCAUGGGGCGACGAGGAAGGGUUGGAGGCACCCUCUAACACUGCACAAUGGGGAAACUCAGCAAGAAUGUGAGGCCCCUGAACAUAGGACUCAAAGCUCCUUCCCAGCCUGCUCUGCUUUCCAAGAACCCUUCCCUUCCACACAGGGACUUGGCCAGAGGAGGUCCUGGAAGGUGUGAAGGGGCUGUAGGGGAGGGGGCUGGUCACCCUGCUUAUCUUCCUUCAGCAAAGCCCUAUUCCUGGCUCCUGCUUCCUGUGUGAGGGCUGUUCCAGGAAUGAAUAAGGUCUCCACAUGGGCUGACAGGCCAGGAGCACCCCCCCCACCCCCAGAGCUGGAGUGGCACCAUACUUAUGAACUGUCAGAAGCCCCAGGAAGCCCUGCCUGGAGGGAAGUAGGGGCCUGUGCCCUGGCCCCGUGGGGCCAAGUUCCUCACAUGUUUUGGGGGAAGGCAAAAAUAAAAUUGGGUACUUGCUCCAGGAGCUAGGUACUGGGCUGUGCCUGAGUGCAUUUUAACCUUGCCGACUGACCUGGGAGGGGCCCUCAGG
Herpailurus yagouaroundi (jaguarundi) is the source of this 2437-nucleotide messenger RNA. It is a transcript of the gene ASTL, whose product is annotated as astacin like metalloendopeptidase. Gene Ontology annotation, molecular function: zinc ion binding; metalloendopeptidase activity. The record is from RefSeq and is a predicted model, not a curated record. Bases 1 to 1263 code for a protein of 420 amino acids. The transcript is spliced from 9 exons. Gene Ontology annotation, biological process: proteolysis. NCBI's taxonomy places the organism in Eukaryota, Metazoa, Chordata, Mammalia, Carnivora, Felidae.